AUGGCAUCCAUAUCGGCUGCUCUCGCCUCGGCACUCCCGACACCAAAGUACACCGGCGAAGACGACGCCCCUGCACACGCCCAGCAGCGCGGCCCGCGCAUCGUCGGUGCAGGACACCUCGACCAGACCCAGGUCGUGCUGAGGAGAACAGGACCACCCCCCUAUGGCCAGCGGACGGGAUGGCGGCCGAGCGGCCAGGAGGACUUUGGCGACGGCGGCGCGUUCCCCGAGGUGCCUGUCGCCCAGUACCCUCUGUCGAUGGGCCAAAAGUCGGCGACGGCAAGCAACGCCCUCGCCGUCCAGGUCGACGCCGAGGGCAAGGUCGACUACGGUGCCAUCGCCCGCCAGGGCCACAACGACAGCCGCAUCAUCCACGCGUCCUUCAAGGACCUCAUCCCCCUCCGACAGCGUGCCGACGCCGGCGAGAUUGACCUCGCGCGCCCCAGCCGCGACGAGGUCGCCGCGACGACCGAGAAGACGAAGAACGCCCUCGCUGCCCUCGUCAGCGGCGCCGUCGCCGCCCAGAAGCCCAAGAACAUCAACGUCGGCAACCGCGCCGACCCGACCUUUGUGCGCUACACGCCGGCAACCAGAUGGGCGACAACGCGAAGAAGCAGGACCAGGGCGCGCAAGGACAAGAUGCGCGAGGAGGAGAGGAAGCUGCGCCAGUCGCGCAUGGGCGCCGAGAGGAGGGUCCAGGUCAUGGCGCGCGAGCAGAACCGUGACAUAUCCGAGAAGAUUGCCCUCGGCCUGGCCAAGCCUACGCAGUCCAAGGAGACCAUGUACGACUCGCGCCUGUUCAACCAGUCAAGCGGAUUCGACAGCGGCUUCAACGAGGACAACCCCUACGACAAGCCGCUGUUUGCGGCCCAAGACGCCAUCAGCAGCAUCUACCGGCCCAAGGCAAAUAUGGACGAGGACGAGGACGAGGCGGCGGGCGACAAGGAGAUGGCCAAGAUUCAGAAAGCGAGCCGGUUCGGCGAGGCCCUCGGCAGGGGGACGUUUAAGGGUGCCGAGGAGGCAGAGGCACGAGAGGGUCCAGUACAGUUUGAAAAAGAGACGGCGGAUCCGUUCAACGUCGACAAGUUCCUGUCAGAGGUCGAGCAGAGCUCAACUGCGAAGAGGGGCUACGGCCUGCAAGAGGACGAGUCGCGGCAGACAAAGCGCGCGAGGGUGGACGACGAGGACGACUGA
Verticillium alfalfae VaMs.102 is the source of this 1194-nucleotide messenger RNA. RefSeq names its product pre-mRNA-processing protein. The transcript has 4 exons. The record is from RefSeq and is a predicted model, not a curated record. NCBI's taxonomy places the organism in Eukaryota, Fungi, Ascomycota, Sordariomycetes, Glomerellales, Plectosphaerellaceae. Gene Ontology annotation, cellular component: spliceosomal complex. Gene Ontology annotation, biological process: mRNA splicing, via spliceosome. The coding region runs from base 1 to 1194 and encodes 397 amino acids.